AUGAACCAAAGGAACAUCACCGUGGAGUCUUCAAGUGCCGUUAAAGAAUUACUUGACACAACGAACGAAUGUUUACAUGCACUUGAAAACUUAGGGGUUGACGUUGGUUCAUGGGACAUACUUGUUAUUUAUAUUGUCAGCCAAAAACUUGAUCCAGAGUCACGGAAAUUGUGGGAAAAUUUAAUUAACGAUUGUUCAAAUAAAUUACCAGAACUGAGUCAAUUUAAAACUUUCUUAGAAAAUAGGUUUAGGGCAUUAGAAUGCCUAGGUUCAAAUAAUGUAAAUAAGCAAGGUAACACUAAGCCAAAAAAUGCUACGGCAUUACAUGUAACCACCACUCAUAAUAUCAGUUGUGUUUUUUGUACUGAUAAAGGACACAAGUUAUGUAAUUGUAAAAAGUUUGCCCAGGAAGAUGUAGAAAAUCGACGUAAGUUUGUCCAAACCAGUAGGCUGUGUUUUAAUUGUUUGAGCGCAGGCCACUCCAUGUAUACCUGCCGGCAAUCUACAAGGUGUCAUCUUUGUCGAAGAAGACAUCAUACGCUUCUUCACCCUAAAAGUACCCCGAAAACUGAUGAUAGUAAUCCAGGUCAGUCCAUUAGUAGCGAUGUUGUUGCGUCAGAAGCAGCUUCAUCUUCAGCGGGUGAGUCCACACGAGCUAUGACGUGUUUCGCCAAGGCUAGUACACACGUACUCUUGGCCACGGCCUUGAUUGAUGUAGAGGCGAGAACUGGAUCUUUGAUUUGUUUAAGAUCCCUGUUAGACCAGGGGUCUCAGGCUUCGUUCAUUACGGAGUCCGCGGUCCAGUUAUUGGGAUUAAAAAGACAUCCCAUCAAAACUGUAAUCUCAGGUCUGGGCGGUGACCCCCAAGCGUCAUUGGCCUGUAAGUUCAUGGUUACCAUGAAAAUUCAGUCCCGUCACGACCCCAGUUUUGUCAUCUCUGUCAAGGCGUAUGUUAUGAACAAAGUGACGUCUCUCUUGCCUGAUAGGAAGAUUGUCGUCCCGAUGUUGCCUUCAUUAUCUUGUGAGGUUUUAGCUGACCCUUCGUUUGGCACACCCAACAAAAUCGAUGUUCUGUUAGGUGCCGAAGUCUACAGCCAAAUUCUGUUGCAAGGGUUGAUUAGGGGUCCGCCGGGCUACCCUCUUGCACAGAAUACUAGAUUUGGUUGGAUCCUUUCUGGUGAAGUUGAAGAAGGAGGCAGCCAAUCGGAAACAUGUCACAACGUUAUUGUUAGCUUGCACUCAGCUCAUUCAAACGAGAGUGAGCUCUUACGGAAGUUCUGGGAGUUGGAGUCCGACCAUUAUGAUGUUGAGAAAACAUAUCUGACGGAAGAAGAGCAGUUGUGUGAAAGAUUGUUCACGGAAACGACGCGUAGAGACGAAUCUGGUCGUUACGUGGUUAGGUUGCCCUUUCGCACACCGGAUCCAAAAUGCAAAUAUGGUGACUCGAAACAAAUUGCCCAGAAAAGGUUUCUUAUUUUAGAAAAGCGGUUUUUACGAGACCCUGAGAUGAAGAAAGAAUAUGUCAAGGUCAUCAAUGAAUACUUGGACCUUGGCCACAUGGAGAAGGUCGAUGAUAAAGAAACGACUGAUGCGGUGUAUUUACCACAUCACGCAGUAGUGCGAAAUGACAAGCUUACCACCAAGGUGAGAGUUGUUUUCGAUGCAUCAUGUCCGGGAACAAAUGGAGCGUCGUUGAAUCAGGAUCUUUUGGUCGGUCCAGCUCUCCAACCAGAGUUGCGUCACAUCCUGAUGAAUUGGCGUCAGUUUCCAAUAUGCCUCGUUGCAGACAUCGUUAAGAUGUACAGACAAGUCAAGGUGUCUGAGACGGAUGUUGAUUUUCAACGAAUCAUAUGGCGCGAAAAUCCAGAAGACGAGUUGCAGCAUUUCCGUCUACUCCGUGUGACCUUCGGCACAUCAUCGGCACCAUACUUAGCAGUGAAAUCUUUGCAGCAGAUUGCACACGAUGAGGGAACUGAUUUUCCUCUAGCAUCGAAUCGUGUAUUGAAGGACUUCUAUGUCGACGAUUUAAUGACAGGAUGCCAGAACGUUGGAGAAGGUAUUCAAAUCUAUCACGAAAUGAAGGAGUUACUUGGUCGUGGAGGCUUCGAGCUUCAGCGAUGGUCCACCAAUAGUUCCGAAUUGUCAGAUCACAUACAGGAAGACCACAGACAAGCAACCGGAGAACACCUGGAACUUAAAACAGACGCCGUUAGCAAAAUUUUAGGACUUACCUGGAAUAGGAGGUCCGACGAAUUCGAAUACACCGUGAAUCUUCCUCCUUUAGAAACACCUGUAACUAAACGCAGAGUUAUUUCGGAUAUCGCGAAAUUGUUUGACCCACUCGGAUGGAUAGCUCCAGCCAUAAUAACGGCCAAGGUAUUGAUACAAAAACUAUGGUUGUCGGGCAUCGAGUGGGAUCAGGAACUACCCUCACCAUUGUUGAAGGACUGGCUUGAGUAUAGAGAAGAAUUGAAGCAACUUACCCACUUCCGUCUCCCUCGUUGGAUUCAUGCAGCCAGUGAUGACUGCGUGGUAGAGCUGCAUGGCUUCGCCGAUGCAUCCAAUGUUGCGUAUGCAGCCGUAGUGUAUACUCGCAUUAUCGAUAGAGACGGGUCCAUUCAUGUCAACCUUAUCACAUCUAAGACUAAAGUGGCACCCGUCAAGCAGGUGUCAAUUCCGAGACUCGAGCUUUGCGGAGCAGUAUUGCUCGCCAAGCUGUUAAAGGAAGUAUCCACAGUUCUCGGAAUAUCCAAGCAAAACAUCCAUGCUUGGACUGACUCCUCGGUAGUAUUGGCUUGGCUCAGGAGCCACCCUAGUCGUUGGAAAACUUUCAUAGCAAAUAGAGUGUCGGAAGUGCUCACCGUCUUGGAUGGAAGUCAGUGGUCUCACGUAUCGACGAAGCAGAAUCCUGCCGACUGCGCGUCCAGAGGCGUAAAACCAUCGGAAUGCGCCAAUAAUCAGAUAUGGAAGCAGGGUCCGACAUUCCUGAAAAGGAAAAACAUCGAAUAUAAAAAAGAGAUUAUGGAUACUACAGUCGAAGAGAGAAAGUUAAAAUGUCACACCGCUACAAGCACCACAGAAGAGAGUAGCAUACUUACCAAGUAUUCGUCGUUAAUGCGACUUACCAGAGUCGUAGCUUACUGUAGAAGGUUUUUGUCUCCAAAAUCAACGGGUACUUUGAAAGCAGAGGAACUGGGACAAGCUUUGAAAACCUGCAUUAAAAUGUGUCAACGGCAUUAUUUCCAGGAAGAGAUGGAUAAUCUAAAGAAGCAUGGCAAGGUGAACAAAAAAAGUAGACUUACCUCGUUGAAUCCGUUUCUUGAUUCCGAAGACAUCUUGAGAGUCGGUGGUCGUUUGCAGAUGGCUGCACUGGAAAAUGACAUGAAGCAUCCCAUAUUGAUUCCUCAUGGCUCGCAUUUAACAAGUUUAUUAAUAGACGAUGCACAUCGGAAAACGUUGCAUGGUGGCCCACAAUUGAUGGCCAACUAUCUCAGAUCCAAAUAUUGGAUCAUCAAUGCAAAAGGUCUUAUUCGACAGCACGUCUGGAAGUGCGUAGUUUGUGUUCGUCAUUCCGCAAAGUGUAGACAGCAAAUGAUGGGCCAAUUACCAGAGGCGAGAGUUACCCCUAGUCGUCCUUUUCUACGUAGUGGAGUGGACUAUGCUGGUCCCAUUAAUAUUCGUCCUACCAAGGGUCGUGGAUAUCACUCCACAAAGGGCUAUAUAUGCUUGUUUGUCUGCAUGGCUACAAAGGCCGUCCACCUUGAAGUCGUUAGCGACAUGACUACUCAAGGCUUUUUAGCAGCAUUUAAACGCUUUGUAGCCAGGCGAGGACAUGUCGCAGAGAUCUGGAGCGACAACGGUACCACUUUUGUUGGUAGCGCGAAGGAGUUGAAGAUUUUGUUCAACGCAGAAACGUCUGCCAUGGCACGUGAAAUCGCCGAGUGGUGUGCCACAAAUAGUACAGAGUGGCACUUCAUCCCUCCACAUUCUCCGAAUUUUGGAGGAUUGUGGGAGGCAGGAGUGAAGUCCACCAAACACCAUCUCCGUAGAAUAAUGGGCAACAGUACAUUAACGUUUGAAGAAAUCACCACAUUACUGGCGCAGAUCGAAGCCUGUUUAAAUUCAAGACCUAUGUCACAGCUACCAACAUAUCCGGACGAUCCCUUUCCUUUGACCCCUGGUCAUUUUUUGGUAGGGGGACCACUAGUGGUUGUCCCUGAUAGAGAUUAUAAGGACUUCAAUAUCACCUCACUUAAAAGAUGGCAACUUACGCAGCGCAUGCUGCAAGAAUUUUGGCGUAAAUGGUCUGACGAAUAUCUCGCUCAGUUGCAGCAUCGCUAUAAAUGGAAGGACCAGGUCGCGGAACCUAAAAUAGGCGAUGUUGUACUUCUUCGUGAAGUUGAUCUCCCACCGGCCAAGUGGCUUUUUGGAGUCAUUACUGAAAAGCAUACUGGUUUGGACAACCUUACGAGGGUUGUCAGUGUGCGAUGCAAGGGCAGCAUAAUAAAGCGACCAUUGUCCAAGUUAGUUGUGUUACCGGUCUCUUAG
Molecule: messenger RNA, 4548 nt
Organism: Papilio machaon (common yellow swallowtail)
Lineage: Eukaryota; Metazoa; Arthropoda; Insecta; Lepidoptera; Papilionidae
Exons: 1
Coding region: 1-4548 (1515 amino acids)
Biological process (GO): DNA integration
Molecular function (GO): nucleic acid binding
Source: RefSeq, a predicted model, not a curated record